This is a messenger RNA of Candidula unifasciata, 465 nucleotides long. NCBI's taxonomy places the organism in Eukaryota, Metazoa, Mollusca, Gastropoda, Stylommatophora, Geomitridae. The record is from the annotation of a GenBank genome assembly.
AUGAAUAAUCAAACCUAUGAUAUAAAUGCGCACGCGUAUAACAUAAUGUAUGACAUAAAUGGGUACAUGAGAAAUCAAAUCUAUGAUAUAAGUGCGCACGCGUAUAACAUAAUGUAUGACAUAAAUGGGUACAUGAAUAAUCAAACCUAUGAUAUAAAUGCGCACGCGUAUAACAUAAUGUAUGACAUAAAUGGGUACAUGAAUAAUCAAACCUAUGAUAUAAAUGCGCACGUGUAUAACAUAAUGUAUGACAUAAAUGGGUACAUGAAUAAUCAAACCUAUGAUAUAAAUGCGCACGCGUAUAACAUAAUGUAUGACAUAAAUGGGUACAUGAAUAAUCAAACCUAUGAUAUAAAUGCGCACGCGUAUAACAUAAUGUAUGACAUAAAUGGGUACAUGAAUAAUCAAACCUAUGAUAUAAAUGCGCACGCGUAUAACAUAAUGUAUGACAUAAAUGUAACAUAA